This is a messenger RNA of Miniopterus natalensis, 3124 nucleotides long. The record is from RefSeq and is a predicted model, not a curated record. Lineage: Eukaryota; Metazoa; Chordata; Mammalia; Chiroptera; Miniopteridae.
CUGAGUGAGCGGAGACUGAAGGGGAAGGCAGCAGGACCUCCCCACCGGCCCUGCAGAAGAUGCAAUUCUUUGGGCGCCUGGUUAACACCCUCAGCAGCGUCACCAGCUUGUUCUCUAAUCCGUUCCGGGUGAAGGAGGUGUCUGUGGCUGACUACACCUCGAGCGACCGGGUUCGGGAGGAAGGGCAGCUGAUCCUGUCCCAUAACUCUUCCAGCCGCACCUGGGACUGCAUCCUGGUCAACCCCAGGGACUUGCAGAAUGGAUUCCGGCUCUUCCAGCUGGAGACGGAGGGGGAAGCCCUAGCCACCUUCCAGCAGUAUUCCUCCCUGCUGCCGCCCUUCUACGAGAGCUCCGCCCGCAUCCUGCAGGUCGAGGUCCUGCAGCAGCUCACCGACCUCAUCCGCAGCCACCCCAGCUGGUCGGUGGCCCACCUGGCGGUGGAGCUGGGCAUCCGGGAGUGCUUCCAUCACAGCCGCAUCAUCAGCUGUGCCAACAGCACAGAGAGUAAGGAGGGCUGCACACCCCUGCACCUGGCCUGCCGCAAGGGUGAUGCGGAGAUCCUGCUGGAGCUGGUGCAGUACUGCCAGGCCCAGAUGGACGUCACCGACAACAACGGAGAGACUGCCUUCCAUUACGCUGUCCAGGGUGACAAUUCCCAGGUGCUGCAGCUCCUAGGGAAGAACUCGUCGGCCGGCCUGAACCAGGUGAACAACCAGGGGCUGACCCCGCUGCACCUGGCCUGCCAGAUGGGGAAGCAGGAGAUGGUCCACGUGCUGCUGCUGUGCAGUGCCCGCUGCAACGUGAUGGGGCCCCGCGGAUACCCCAUCCACACGGCCAUGAAGUUCUCCCAGAAGGGGUGUGCCGAAAUGAUUGUUGGCAUGGACAGCAGCCAGGUCCACAGCAAAGACCCACGCUAUGGAGCCAGCCCCCUCCACUGGGCCAAGAACGCAGAGAUGGCUCGCAUGCUGCUGAAACGAGGCUGCGAUGUGAACAGCACCAGCUCCGCGGGCAACACAGCUCUGCAUGUGGCCGUGAUGCGCAACCGCUUUGACUGCGUCAUAGUGUUGCUGACCUACGGGGCCAACAGCAGCGCCCGCGGCGAGCACGGCAACACGCCGCUGCACCUGGCCAUGUCGAGAGGCAACGUGGAGAUGAUCAAGGCCCUCAUUGUGUUUGGGGCAGAGGUGGACACCCCAAAUGACUGUGGGGAGACUCCUGCUCACAUAGCCUCCAAGAUCGGCAAACUUGUCACCAGGAAGACAGUCUUAACUCUGCUGAGAGCCAUAGGGGCCGACCACCACCUCCCACUCCUCCCAGAGGCCCCAGCGGAGCCGUGCUCCCCAGCAGCACAACAUUUCUUCUGCCCGGAAAGAUCUCAGCCCCCAACGAUCAGCUUAAACAACCUAGAGCUGCAGGACCUGGUUCACAUCUCCCGGGCCCGGAAGCCAGCCUUCAUCUUGAGCUCCCUGCGGGAUGAGAAGCGGACCCAUGACAACCUGCUCUGCCUGGACGGAGGGGGUGUGAAAGGCCUGGUCAUCAUCCAGCUCCUCAUAGCCAUAGAGAAGGCCUCGGGCGUCGCCACCAAGGACCUCUUUGACUGGGUGGCUGGCACCAGCACGGGAGGCAUCCUGGCCCUGGCCAUUCUGCACGGCAAGUCCAUGGUCUACAUGCGUGGCGUGUACUUUCGCAUGAAGGACGAAGUCUUCCAUGGCUCGCGGCCCUACGAGUCAGGGCCCCUGGAGGAGUUCCUGAAGCGGGAGUUUGGGGAGCACACCAAAAUGACAGACGUCAAGAAGCCCAAGGUGAUGCUGACAGGGACUCUGUGUGACCGGCAGCCGGCGGAACUCCAUCUCUUCCGGAAUUACGAGGCCCCGGAGUGUGUACGGGAGCCUCGUUUCAGCCAGAAUAUGAACCUGAAGCCUCUAACUCAACCCUCAGAGCAGCUGGUGUGGCGGGCAGCCCGGAGCAGUGGGGCAGCCCCCACCUACUUCCGGCCUGAUGGGCGCUUCCUGGAUGGUGGGCUGCUGGCCAACAACCCCACGCUGGACGCCAUGACCGAGAUCCAUGAGUACAACCAGGACAUGAUCCACAAGGGUCAGGGCAGCAAGGUGAAGAAACUCUCCGUCGUCGUCUCUCUGGGGACAGGGAAGUCCCCACAGGUACCUGUGACCUGUGUGGACGUCUUCCGCCCCAGCAACCCCUGGGAACUGGCUAAGACUGUUUUUGGGGCCAAGGAGCUGGGCAAAAUGGUGGUGGACUGUUGCACGGAUCCAGAUGGGCGAGCCGUGGACCGGGCCCGGGCCUGGUGUGAGAUGGUCGGCAUCCAGUACUUCAGAUUGAACCCCCAGCUGGGGACAGACAUCAUGCUGGAUGAAGUCAGCGACACAGUGCUGGUCAACGCCCUCUGGGAGACUGAGGUCUACAUUUACGAGCACCGGGAGCAGUUCCAGAAGCUCGUCCAGCUGCUGCUGUCACAGUAGGGCCCCCAGGCCCUCAGCUAUCACUACCCACCCCAACCCCCAACCCUGCUGGGGAGGCAGCUGAGGCCCAAGCAUUGUACGACCGAGCAGAGCUGGGCCAAGGCUGAUCUUUCCACAGAGUGGGCUUCAGAGGGUGUUGGGCUUCUAACCUGAGCCUGGUCCUGAAGGCCUCUCUCCCCCUGUCCCUGCCUUCUGGCACUUUUUGUCACCCAGGCUUAGAAAGCCUAGAGCCUCACUGUGGCCCUCUCCCUGAUCCUAAGGACGACUGACUCUCAGGCCCCUCACCCUGUUGGUUCGCACACUAAGGGCACCCAGCUGUGCCCCAACCCCAGGCUCCGUCAAGUCCCCUGGGGGUGCAGCUGCCCCAUCUGCCCUCUGCCCUCUCCCCUGGGCGUGGGGCUAGAGAAGCUACAGAAACUGGCCGUCACCCACCCGGUUGGCAAGGGAAGCCCACGCUCAAGAGUAGGCUGUUCCAUUCAACUUUGUACCUCGAUACACGCCCAGCCACCUGCACCCCUCAGAACUGCUGCACCCUGAGGCUGUCCCAGCUCCCAACGGUCUGUCCUCUGACUUCUACUGACAGAAAGUGAUUUAUGAGUGGGCGGGGCUGCCCCAAACUGUGAAAUAAACGGUUCAAUUCCAGU